Messenger RNA from Vanderwaltozyma polyspora DSM 70294, 2469 nucleotides. RefSeq names its product Scy1p (gene SCY1). The record is from RefSeq and is a predicted model, not a curated record. Bases 1 to 2469 code for a protein of 822 amino acids. The transcript has a single exon. Lineage: Eukaryota; Fungi; Ascomycota; Saccharomycetes; Saccharomycetales; Saccharomycetaceae. Gene Ontology annotation, biological process: protein phosphorylation. Gene Ontology annotation, molecular function: ATP binding; protein kinase activity.
AUGAUGUUCUGGGGCUCAAAAACGGGUAUUAGUUCGAAAUAUUCUUUCUCAUCGUCUCCUACUUUUUCUUCUGAACCUUGGAGUGUUUAUACAGGUAGACCAAAAAGUACUUCUAGUACAGCAGGUCCAAACCGUGUAUCCAUCUUUAUGUUUGAUAAAAAAAUCUAUGAGAGUUAUUUAUUGCAUUAUGGUAUUAUUAAAUCUAAAUCCUCAACCAAUGAUAAAAAAAUUAUCCAGGAAGGUUAUGAUAUAUUAAGAAAUCAAGUUAAUAAUUUAGCCAAAUUGAAACAUCCAAACGUGUUAACUUUAAUUGAACCAUUGGAAGAACAUUCCAAGAAUUUCUUAUUUGUUACUGAAUAUGUUACAGGUUCUUUAGAGACAGUUUUUGUUAAGAAAGAUGAUGAACAAAGUUUUUUGAAGGGUCAUGUUAAAGAUGAUGUCAUUAUCCAUAGAGGUAUCUUCCAAUUAGUCCAUGCAUUAGAUUUUAUUCAUAAUAGAGCAGGUUCUGUGCAUUUAGAUAUUCAACCAAGAUCGAUUUUUAUUAACGAUAACUCAGAUUGGAAAAUAUCAGGUUUAGGACACUUGAUGAAGAUUCCUGAUGGUUCAAACUCCACUGAAUAUUUUAUGCCUCAAUAUGAUCCGAGAAUUCCAUCAUUUAUGCAGUUACCAUUGGAUUUCACUGCUCCAGAAAUAGUAUUGGAUAGCACUGUAAGUAUAAAGAGUGAUUUUUUUUCCUUGGGUAUGUUGAUGUAUUUAUUAUAUGCUGGUGAUAGUUUAUUUCGUACUGAAAAUUCAACAUCUCAAUACAAGGACGAGUACGCCAAGUUGGAAAGAAAAAUUAGCACCAUGUCAUGGGAAAAUGUGUUUAGUAAAUUACCUCCAAGAUUGAGGCAAUGCAUUCCGAUGUUGAUGAACAGAGAUAUUUUUUCUCGUUAUGAUAAUAUAACCGAUUUCUUAGCAAGUGAAUUCUUCCAAGAUCCAAUAAUUAAAACUUUGAAUUUCUUAGACGAUCUUCCAACAAAAAGCAAUGAGGAUAAAUUGGUCUUUUUAGAAGGGCUGGACGAGUUGCUACCUCAAUUCCCUGAAUCAUUAUUACAAAGGAAGUUUUUAGCAGUUUUGCUUGAUUUGUUAAACCAAUUGUGUGCUGAAAGAAAUGUUAAUAGCCGCUGUGUCACAUUGAAUUUAGGUCUAGUAAUUAAAAUAAGCGGGACUCUAUCACAAUUAUCGUUCCAAGAACGUUUAUUGCCAGUUAUGACAAAUAAAACAAAUUUCCCUAUUCUAAUGAAACAUGCAACAACUAGUUUAAUCGAAAAUUUACCAAUUUUGAAAGAGAAGGUUAAAUUACAAGAUUUCUUAGACGUUUUACUAAAACCUAUUCUUACAUACGUUUUGAAUGAAAUGGAAGGUGAUGCAGCUGUCGUUCCUCAAGAAAAAUUAUUAGAUCAAAUGGAAUUAAUUUUAGAUUGUUUAGAUUUCUUAACUGUAAAGAAAUUUUUACUACCAUUAUUAUCACAGCUUUUCACCAAGACAACCAGUUUAAAAGUUAAAAUUAUCUGUGUUAAAUCUUUCCAAACUUUAGUCGAACGUAAAACGGUUGAUACAUAUAUAUGUUGCGAUGAAAUUUUACCAUUAUUUAAAUCAAUGAAAAGUAGAGAUCCUAGAAUCCUGUUGAAAUCAUUAAGUUUCUUUGAAACUUUACCACAAGUCGUUGUUGAUGAAAGUGCAUUAGUCGGUCAAUUGUUACCAUUAUUAUGGAACUAUUCUAUGGCAGAUACUUUGGACAGUACACAAUAUAAUAAUUAUACAAAAGUUAUUAAUAAUAUCUCAUUCGACAUUCAAAAAAAUCAUGCCGACCAACUGCAAAAGACUAAAACUACUAAUACUGGUAGUUCUGGUAACGAGUUUAAAAAAAUGAUAGAGAAUAACUCUAAUGAAUACAUUAAUCGAGAAGCUGCACAAGAUGCUGCCAAAUCAGUUUCUACACCAACCAUUAACCCAGUAAGGAAACCGAGUGAGAGAAAACCAGCAUCGACACAAUCUCGCAUUUCUGUAACCAGUGCUACCACCAGUACCACUGGAGGUAUGCCACCAAAAAAAUCUAUCCCAACUCCCUUGAAUAGAUCAACAAGCAACACAUUUACAUCGCCAUCAAACAACAAUAGUACAAGAUCAAUAACUAAUUCUAAUUCAAAUACAAAUACAAAUUCGAACUUUGACGAUUUCGAUGAUUUUGUCACCGCAUCUCCUACAGCUUCUAUUGCAACAAAUCCAGUAUCAACUAAUCAACAGGAUACCACACCAUUUAGAUCAAAUACUACAUCAUCUUCAUCAAUACCAAUUCAGAAUUCUUUGAAUUCAAGUUUCCCACCUGGUUUUUCAGUAUCGUUGCAACCAAAUAAGAAACUUUCCAAUAGUAUGAAUCCUAUGCAGCAAACUUCGAAUUCAAAUUUAUCAGAUUCACUUAUCUGA